Molecule: messenger RNA, 714 nt
Organism: Orycteropus afer afer
Lineage: Eukaryota; Metazoa; Chordata; Mammalia; Tubulidentata; Orycteropodidae
Product: involucrin
Exons: 1
Coding region: 1-714 (237 amino acids)
Source: RefSeq, a predicted model, not a curated record
AUGUCUGAGCAGCACACACUGCCAGUGACCCUCCCUGCCACCCUCGGUCAACAACCCCUCCAGACUGUUUCUCCUCCCGUCUGUACCCAAGAGGAGCAAGUGAAGCAGCCAACUCCACUGCCUGCCCCGUGCCAGAAGGUGCCCUCUGAGCUCCCAGUGGAGGUCCCCUUGGAGCAGGAAGAGAAACACACUACUCUUGUGAAGGGGGUGCCUGAGCCCGAGCCCCAGCAGCAGCAGCAGGAACAGCCCCAGAAACUGCAGGAGCCACAGGAGCAGGAACAGCACCAGGAACAGCAGCAGCAACAGGAACCUCAGGAGCGAGAACAGCAGCACCAAGAACAAUGUCAGAAACAUCAGGAGGCGGAAAACCUAGAGCAGCAACUAGAGCCAGAGAAAGCACAAAAGGAGCAGCAGCCGAAGGAGCAGCUGGAACAAGAGAAGAAGCUCUUGGACCAGCAAGUGGAUCAAGAGCUAGCGAAGAAAGAUGAGCAACUGGAAAGGAAAGAAGAGCAGCUUGUGGAGCACCUGGGGCACCAGGAGAAGCGGCCAGAGCCAUCAGUGCAGCAGGAGGAGCAGCCUGUGCUUGACCCAGCUCCUGAUCAGGACCAAGUCCAAGAGAUCCAGCCAGUCCAGCCCCCAACGGGAGAGAUCUUGCUCCCUACAGAGCAACAGCAGCAGAAGCAGGAGGUGGAGUGUCCCCUCGAACACAAGUAA